Molecule: messenger RNA, 710 nt
Organism: Lingula anatina
Lineage: Eukaryota; Metazoa; Brachiopoda; Lingulata; Lingulida; Lingulidae
Product: ASNSD1 upstream open reading frame protein-like
Source: RefSeq, a predicted model, not a curated record
AUUGCUACUGUUUAAGAUGGCAGCCUUCAGAGGAGGCGACUGGUAGGAGAGAGACAAUGAGUACCACAUAUUCUGUACACGAUGAAGCAGGUAGAAAGGAAAUGAUACAAGAGAUGGACGUCAAAAAGCAUGAAAUGGAAGUCUUGCAAGUUGAGCUGAAGUCAUUGAAACCAGGAGCUAGAGUUUACAGGCAGCAACCAAACAGCAACAUAUUUUUCUGCUCAGACAGAGAGAAAGAAUUGGCCAGCUGUAAAAAAAUCUUAAAUGAAAUGAGGGAGAAGUGUGAAGCAGUGACUGGGGAUGACAAAUGCUGACUGGAAUUCUACAAUCACUGGUCAACGGUUGGAAGACUGACAUUGUUAUGACAGCAGGAUUAAAGAACUUGUUAUUGUAGCGUUCAAAUGACAACCAUGAGGGAAAGAUGCCGCACAGCAACAUUCAUUAUUGAAAUGCUGUCUCAGUGGGCUAGGUUAAUGUAUAGGAGCAGGUUCUAUGUAAAACCUUUGGAAGAUUGUUUAUGAUUAUUUUAAUCAUUUUGGGUAAAAAAAAAAGUCCUGCUAAAACAACUAGAAUCAAAAAUUAGAAAACGAAAACUAUUUAUCAAGAUUUUGGAGCACAGCUAAAGGAAAAAGCUGAAAUGUGGGAAAAAUCAAAGGUUUAAGUUCAAAUUAGAAAAUGACUUUGAAUAGGUGUCCGUGUUGGGAAAGAGG